AUGCCCCGGAGACGACAGCAGAGACCUAUGCCAGGGAGCGGCUCAGAUGGGACAGAAGAUUCUGACUCCUCUGCUGAACGGGAGCAGACCAACAGCUCAGAGAGUGAUGGAAAUCAAGCCAAGAGACAGCGGCUCACUCGAGCCUCCACUCGCCUCAGCCAGAGCUCUCAGGAUACCCCAGACUUGAAGCGCGCUGCUGACCACGACGAGUCCCCUCCGCUGACACCCACAGGAAACGCCCCCUCCUCUGAGUCCGAGCUGGACAUUUCCAGUCCCAAUGCUUCUCAUGAUGAGAGCCAGGCCAAAGACCAGACCUGCAGAGACUCCGAUAAGGACCUUUCCCAUCGACCCAAGCGCCGCCGCUGUCACGAGACGUACAACUUCAACAUGAAGUGCCCCACUCCAGGCUGCAAUUCACUCGGCCAUCUUACAGGGAAGCACGAGCGUCAUUUUGCUGUAUCAGGUUGCCCUCUUUACCACAAUCUCUCCGCUGAUGAAUGUAAGGUUAAAGCCAUCACCCGCGACAAACAAGAAGAGGAAAUGAAAGUACAGGAAGAAAGCAAUUCUCGACAUGCGACUCGCCAUCAGACCCCAACCACCAAACAGAGCCGCUACAGGGAGCAUGUGAAUGAGCUGAGGAAAGGACGAAACUCUGGUCUACAAAAGGAGCAAAAAGAAAAGCAUUUGGAGCAUCGGCAGACUCAUGGCAACACCAGGGAACCCCUUUUGGAAAACAUCACCAGUGAAUAUGACCUAGAGCUGUUCAGGAAGGCCCAAGCUCGAGCGUCAGAAGACCUGGAGAAGCUGCGUAUCCAGGGCCAGAUCACAGAGGGCAGCAACAUGAUAAAGACCAUCUUGUUCGGCCGAUACGAGCUGGACACAUGGUACCACUCGCCUUAUCCGGAGGAGUACGCUCGCCUGGGCCGCCUCUACGUGUGCGAGUUCUGCCUGAAGUACAUGAAGAGCCAGACCAUUCUGAGGAGGCACAUGGCCAAGUGCGUGUGGAAGCAUCCUCCGGGCGAUGAGGUUUACCGGAAAAGUGCAAUAUCAGUGUUUGAAGUCGAUGGGAAAAAGAACAAGAUCUACUGCCAGAACCUGUGCCUACUCGCCAAACUCUUCCUCGACCACAAAACGCUGUACUAUGACGUGGAGCCGUUUCUCUUUUAUGUGAUGACAGACGCUGACAACACCGGCUGUCAUUUAGUGGGCUAUUUCUCAAAGGAAAAGAACUCCUUCCUCAAUUACAACGUGUCUUGUAUUCUCACAAUGCCACAGUACAUGAGGCAAGGCUUUGGAAAGAUGCUCAUUGAUUUCAGCUAUCUUCUGUCUAAAGUGGAAGAGAAGGUGGGCUCUCCGGAGAGGCCGCUGUCUGACCUGGGCCUCAUCAGCUACAGAAGUUACUGGAAAGAGGUUCUCCUGAGAUACAUGUGUAACUUUCAAGGGAAGGAGAUCUCCAUCAAAGAAAUCAGUCAGGAAACGGCGGUGAAUCCCGUGGACAUCGUGAGCACGCUGCAGUCGCUCCAAAUGCUCAAGUACUGGAAAGGAAAGCACCUGGUCCUAAAGCGGCAGGACCUCAUCGACGAGUGGAAAGCUAAAGAGAUCAAGAGAGGGAACAGCAACAAGACCAUCGACCCCGGCUCGCUCAAAUGGACCCCCCCUAAAGGCACAUAA
Molecule: messenger RNA, 1671 nt
Organism: Knipowitschia caucasica
Lineage: Eukaryota; Metazoa; Chordata; Actinopteri; Gobiiformes; Gobiidae
Source: the annotation of a GenBank genome assembly